AGGGAAAUAUAUCGAACGGCGGUGUGUGAGAACUGUGUCUCGGAGAAGGAAAAGGACAUCAUGGCUUUUUUGCCUGUAUCGCUUAUCAUGUCGUUCACGUUCUUUGUUUCGUGCUCCUGUGUGACACUUUUAUUGGGCCACCAUCUUCUUUUUCUUCUUCUUCUUGGCAUGGAGACCAAGAUACUUCCUGGUGCCAAUGCUGUGCGUCUGCGAAAAGCAAUCGGAACUGGUGGGAUACAUCAGGAUGAAGUUGGAGGAUCCAGAGCUAGUAAACGACUCUGCGCCUUCGCGGCAGACCACGAGUACGAUGAGGAUGGAGAUACUGUUAUGAUAUCUCCUCCGGAGGACAAGGCGCUUGAACCGACGAGUAGUUCUGUGCCAACAUUCUUUGGCCAAACUACUGUCGCGGCACCGAGCCGCGUCCAGGCUGAAGCGCGGCCCACCGAAAUUGAAACUGAAAGCUCCUCUAGUAGGAUUGCUGUCAGAACAGGAAUCGCUAUUGGAAGCUCUUCUACAACAACUACAGCACAUGAAGGUCGUGGAGGAGAUGGGCCAGACCUAGACCUAAGGCUCGAUCAUACAGUUCUCAAUUCAUUUCCAACGGGCAUUUUCUUCGGUUUCCGUCUUAGGACUCGGGAUUCUGAAGAAGUGAAGGAAAGAAAUGAAUGGUCUUGACCCGCCCUAAUAGACGCACCUUCUGGGGAAAGGCUGAAGAUAUCUUCACGAGGGACCCCUUCUUCAAUAGCAAGUUGUUGUACCGUUUCAGCAUCGAACCAAGAAGACCGUGACGCCACUAUGACUACCUUCUCCUCCAGCUGCAAAAACAAUGUGGGCGAGAAGACCCCCACACAUUUUCAUCAGCUAGGAGAUGAACACAAGAAUAAAGAAGAUGGCGACAAGACUUCUAGUACUUUCAGCGAUGAGUCUACUUCAUCUAGCUGUAUUAAUCAUACACAGCCUCCUCCUCCUCCGCCUUUCUACAGUGUGUCUCGCUCGAUGCCUGGACGACGUCUAGCCAGGGAGCGGCCAAUUAACCAUGUUGCACGACUCAAUACCGCACAAAAAUACUGGCAGUCUGAGGUGCAUGCCAAAGGCAAGAGCGCGGCGCGACUGGCAGAACAGCAAAUGGGGAUGAACCAGCCGACGCACCCUUUUAGUACAACUAGAGCAAGUUGUAUGCUGGGAUCAAUAGCAGAAGGGGAGACUACAUCAAAGAGGUCGUGUGGUGCUGUAGUAGUAGAUGCGGUAACUACCCCGCCAGGAGAGGACCUACGUAUGAGCAACUACUUCACGGAGUUGGCCACCUUUUUGAAUGCGCGAGAUUCCGUCGCCCAAAAAUAGUCAUGGGAAGACGGGCAUCGUUCUCGGUGGCAGGUACUUAUUGUGUACUUAACUACUCCGGCCUUUGCUCCUAGGUUUGAUCAUGUUAAAACCGUAGGGGCUUAGCGUAGUGCGUUACGGAGAUUAAAAGCUCGCCGGCCCCUACGCCGGUAGCUAUGUGGAAAAUAUGUAGGCAGGUUCUCCCUGGAACUCGUCCGCCAUACAAAAAAAGAAUCUUCAUGCUAGUGAGCAUAUGUCAAAAAAGUACAAAAACUUUGCCACACCCUCAGCAAUUACCCCAGGUGGUGCCCUCAGAUACAUGAGGCUCGUUAAGGCGACGCGCGAGCACAGCAUGGUGGGCAUACUGCUUCAUCAGCUAGAAACCUCCAGUAUGCCCCUGCUCUAAUAUGAUUACGCGUGCUUCGAAUUAGUUCGUGCGCAAACUAAUUCCUCACAGUUUGUUCAGUAAGUCCAGAAAUGAUUAUUGGAGUUUUUUCACGUUUCUCAUAGACCACCAGUGGAAUCAAGUAAAGUGCAGAACAUACAAUUCUUACUACUCAUCCUCCCUUCCCAACAUCCCUCCCCCACCCAACCUCAUUCCCCCUCACCCAUCACCAGCCCCUUCCCUAUCCCAUCCCGACAAGCAAGCCAGGUGUAAAAGGUAGUUGAGAGUAAAACUAUUCAGCUAAAAUCUCGCGUGGUGCACGUGCAACAUCAUAUUUGGAGUGCUGUCCUAAUUCCUAUUGAUUAUAAUAUGCUGGAUGCACUACUUGAAGUACAACAAUACCCAACAGCCCAACAAGGAACACCAGUCAGGUACCAGGAGCUGACAUAUCGGAACUAACAAUGCGAAAUUAUCACCACUAGUACCAUACACGGGCUGGAGGAAACGACUACCAAGAUCAGUGCACUGGAAAAAGAAGGGGAUCAACAAGCAGCCCUAGGAGACAUAACAAAACUUAGAAGUGAAACGGCAAGAAAAAGCUCAAAAGUGAAGCGCAAAGACAUAAGAAAAUGCAACUAAAUAGCAGCAUCUACCACUCAAAGAAGCACACAUAAGUACUACAUAUAUAACACAGGAAAGGAGUUUUCGUAAGCAGCAGUUGACAAAACCCGUGAAAGUUUGGACCUGUCCUUCAUUCACAGACAUCAUUGUUUUUGGCAUUGUCUCUUUCAUCUUUUGCGCAUAUGCUAUCAUUUUCUCUGGCUGAUUACCUCUGCAUGUGGUUCUCCACUUCCUUCAUCGAAGGAAGUUCUACGCAUGCACAUAAAUGAUUACACCACUGCACAAGGGAUAUAUUUACAGAUAACAGAAAAAAGACGACAUUGACGCGCAAGAAGGACGACGCGGCCCAAGAAUAUAGUUAGUAGUAUAGUAAGACUGCAGCUUUCUAUUGGGCAAGCUAAGACAAAGGUGUGGUACAAAGCGAAAGCACACAAGAUAAUUACUACUCACACAUUACGGCAACGACCCCGGGAACUGCUAAAGAGUCACUUUCAUGCAAGAAAGAACAAAUGGAUGACGACGAGGACGAUCCGCAAUAGAUCUACAAGCAAACGCCAUAGAUCACAGAGGAUGUAUAGGC
Molecule: messenger RNA, 2906 nt
Organism: Amoebophrya sp. A25
Lineage: Eukaryota; Dinophyceae; Syndiniales; Amoebophryaceae
Source: the annotation of a GenBank genome assembly